CGGCGGCGCCUCUUGCUCGCGUGGGAGAAGCCUUUCUUUCCCCACCCGCCCCAGCCGCACAGCAGCGCAACGUUGCCGGCGUGUGGGAGGUGAGGGGGAAAUUAAAAGUGUUCUGAAGGAAGCGGGGAAGUGACAGCGCGGAGGAUGGCCGAGGUCCUGGAGAAGAUCCUGAACAACUUGCUGGAGCCGGACACGGCGCUGAUCCAGCAGGCCACAGCUCAGUUGAAGGAAGCUUUUAAGGAUCCAUCAGUGGUCCCUGCACUCUGCAACAUCCUCGCAAAUUCACCAAACCCUCAGAUCCGACAGUUUGCAGCAGUGCUCGUGAGGAGACGAGUGGCCAAACACUGGAAGAAACUGUCCGUGGAUCUUAAAGAGAAUUUGAAGCCGGUGGUUCUGCAGUCUCUGCAGCAGGAACAUGAACACAAGGUACGGCACUCUGUAGCCCAGCUGGCAGCUAUCAUCGUCAAGCAUGAAACGCCUGAAAAGUGGCCGCAACUGCUUCAGUUUAUAACUCAAUGGACGAAAAGCAGUGUUCCAGAGGAGAGACAGGUCGGGAUGCUGCUGCUGAGCACUGUUGUGGACAUCAGCACUGAGUCUUUCAAGCGACAUUUUCGCGAAUUGAUGCGUCUCUUCCAUCAGACUCUAGAGGACCACGACAACCCACUGGUGAUCUUCUACACCAUUCAGACGCUGACUGCCGUGGUGUCCUACAUGGGAACAGAUGAAGUGAAUUUGAUGCGCCCUAUGAUCCCAAAGCUGUUGAUUGCAAUCCAGACCCUCAUUCAGCACAAUCAGGAUCAAGCCAGUGAGGCGAUGGAAGUUUUCGAUGAGCUGAUGGAGAGCGAAGUAUCUAUUAUUGUGCCAUACCUGUCGCAGAUUGUGCAUUUCUGCCUGGAGAUUGCAGCCAAUGCCAUCCUGGGAGACAACAUCAGGGUCAAGGCUUUGUCGUGUGUCAGCUUUCUAAUCAAACUGAAAGGAAAGGCCAUCAUGAAACAGAAGCUGCUCCCUAGUAUCCUGAAUGUUCUGUACCCCAUAAUGUGUGCUCCACCACCCGAGGGAGAAAUGGACCCUGAAGAUCUGGAUCUGGAAGAUGACAUUGAGGAUGAGGUGGAGGCUCAGACUCCAAAGCACUUCUCAGCACAGGUGAUCGACAUGUUGGCUCUCCACCUGCCUCCAGAGAAACUUUUUUCCCAGCUGACACCACUGAUGGAGCCAGCACUGAGGAGUGAGAAUCCGUAUGAGCGAAAGGCAGGCCUGAUGAGCAUGGCGGUGUUGGCAGAGGGUUGUGCAGACCAUAUUCGCCAAAAACAUCUGCAUCCCAUGCUGCACUGCAUGUGUCAGGCCCUGACCGACCAGAGCCAGGUGGUCCGCAAUGCAGCCCUGUUUGCCCUUGGUCAGUUCUCCGAGUUUCUGCAGCCUGAUAUAAGUAAAUAUUCCGACGAGAUCAUGCCACUUCUCCUGAACUACCUGGGCACUAUCGACAAUUCAAAGGGUGGCCAUCUCACAAAGGCUUAUUAUGCCCUGGAGAAUUUUGUUGAGAACCUGGGGAAGAAGAUUGAACCGUACUUACCCACACUGAUGGACAGGAUGUUGACCGCUCUGUGCUCAUCCAACAGCAACCGCGAGAAGGAAUUGGCCGUCAGUGCUAUCGGCGCUAUCGCCAGUGCUGCCAAGGAGGGACUGCUGCCGUAUUUCCAGGCAGUGAUCGUUCAACUAAAGGGAUACUUGGUGAAUACGAGUGAGGAGUUACGACAGGUUCAGAUCCAGUCACUGGAAACAUUAGGCGUGCUUGCUCGGACAAUUGGGAAAGAAGUCUUUCUCCCGCUUUGUGAGGAAUGCUGCCAGCUUGGUCUGAACCUUAUUGACCAUGUAGAUGAUCCUGAUUUGCGGAGGUGCACCUACAGUCUCUUUGCUGCCCUGUCAGUGGUGAUGGGUCCAAGCAUGGCACCUCACCUUGAGAAGAUGACCACCGUGAUGCUACUGUCCAUCAAAUCGACAGAAGGGGUUACGGCACACUAUGACAAUGACAGCAAAACCUUCCUGCUUCUGGAUGACGACCUGGACGAAGAAGAGACGAUUACAGAAGAGGAGGAGGAUGACGAUGAUGCCGACAUCACAGGUUUCAGUGUGGAGAAUGCUUAUCUCGAUGAGAAGGAGGAUGCCUGUGACGCUUUGGGAGAGAUUGCUGUCAAUACCGGGGCUGCCUUCAUGCCAUUUAUGGAAACGUGUUUUCAAGAAAUCUUCCGCAUUAAUGAUUAUCCUCACGUCAAUGUCAGGAAGUCUGCCUAUGAAGCAGUUGGCCAGUUCUGCUGUGCCCUUUACAAAGUUGCUCAGGAAAACCCAACAGACCAAAACUUGGAAGGUUUCCAGAAGUUGCUAGCCAUGGUGUUUCCAAACUAUUUGAAAACCAUUCACGAGGAGAAGGAUCGCCUUGUGGUCAUGACGAUCCUGGAGUCCAUGAACAAUGUGCUGAAACACUGCAAAGGGGACACACUGAAGGAGCCAGGGCGUCUGGAUGAGAUCUGCAAAGCCAUUCGGAACGUGCUGCAGAAAAAGACAGCUUGCCAAGAUCCAGAAAACGAGGAAACCGAAUCGGACGAAGAACAAGAGGCCGAGUACGACUCCAUGCUCCUGGAGUAUGCAGGGGAGGGCAUUCCCCUUCUCGCUGCCGCUGUGGGAGGACAGAUCUUUGCCCCGUACUUUGCCGGCUUCCUCCCCCUGUUGCUGUGCAAAACGAAACCUAGCUGCACAGUGGCUGAGAAAUCGUUUGCCAUCGGGUCGAUUGCUGAAACGGUACAGGCGAUGGGGCCAGCGACAGUACAGUUUGUACCCCGGCUGCUGCCAAUGUUGCAGGCUGGUGCACGGGACACAGAUGAUGAGGUGCGCAGCAAUUCAGUCUUUGGCAUUGGCGUUCUCGCCGAGCAAGGGAAAGAAGCCAUCUUCGACCAGUACCCAUCCCUUCUGAACAUUCUGUCAUCUAUCAUAGCCCGAGAGCAAAAUCGGCGUGUGGUGGACAAUGUGUGUGGGGCUGUUUCCCGGAUGAUGAUGACAAAUCUCGCUGGAGUCCCCGUGGAACAGGUAUUUCCUGUCCUCGUGCGGUCACUCCCUUUGAAAGAGGAUCUAGAAGAAAAUGUAACAGUGAUGAACUGCAUCACUUUCUUGUACAAGAACAAUCCCAAUCAGGUCAUUCAACAUUUGCAACACUUGUUGGCUGUUUUUGGUGAAGUGAUUGGAACAGAUCAGCUUAAAGAAGAAAGCCAGAAUGCCUUGGUGAUGUUAUUAAAGGAUAUCCCACAGCGAUUCCCCCAGGAAUUUCAGACAGCCCUGAUGGCCAUCCCUCAGGAAGCUGCCAAGAAGAUCUCAGCAGUCGCGUCCUCCUGAGUUCCCUCUGUUGUGAUUGGCUUCAGGAACGAGCUAGCCCACUUUAUUUCUCUGCAAUCAGUCAGACACAUUACUAUGCCAGCAGAAAACCCCAAUGUCUUGGUCAGUGAUAGAGAGUUUGGAGUUCCCUGAUCACCUCUCCACAUGGAACGUAUGACGCAAAAUGGUUAGUGCUCCUUCCGAGGAGUUUUUGAACAGACGUUUGGCAGUUCUGAGGAGCAUGUUUCCACUGUUUCUUGGUUAUUGUUUAUUUCACCCCUGGUGCUAACGAGGGGCAAAUUCUUGUGUUUUCCUGCCAAGGAAGGGAGUGGGGGGAGAAGUGUUUCAAGACUGAUUUUGUGGAAUGAAUUUUUUUUGUGGUUGUGAAAAUAUUCUUUGGUUGAAUUAAUAAAAGCCCACAAAAGAA
This is a messenger RNA of Stegostoma tigrinum, 3787 nucleotides long. RefSeq names its product importin 4 (gene ipo4). The transcript has 31 exons. Gene Ontology annotation, cellular component: nucleus; cytoplasm. Gene Ontology annotation, molecular function: nuclear import signal receptor activity; small GTPase binding. The record is from RefSeq and is a predicted model, not a curated record. Gene Ontology annotation, biological process: protein import into nucleus. The coding region runs from base 145 to 3381 and encodes 1078 amino acids. Lineage: Eukaryota; Metazoa; Chordata; Chondrichthyes; Orectolobiformes; Stegostomatidae.